AUGCCGCCAGCCGGAUCGUCCGCCAAGAAACCGUCGUUGAAGCAGCUUAUAGCUAGGCUUAUGGAGUCACAGUCUUUGCUGCAGGACAUUUGGGAAUUCAUCGAGAACUUCAAGGAGGAUACGAAGCUUUCUCAGGUGGAAGUCCGACUUGAGAAGUUGGAGAACAUUUGGGAUAAAUUUUCGGAAACGUUAGUCGAGAUCAAGUCCCAUGACGACUACAAGGAAGACGAGACUUAUGACAAGGAAAGGCGGGAGUUCAACAACCGGUUUUAUGAGGCUAAGUCUUUUCUCGUUGAUCAAGCGAAGGAAAGAAAGGAACCUUUGCUGCUAGACCAGAGUGUGCGGACACAUGACACUUCUGUGCAGGGUGCGCUGGACAACGUUCGCUUGCCCCAAAUCAAGCUACAAAGUUUCAACGGAGACAUCGACGAAUGGUUGAGUUUCCGAGACCUCUUCACCUCGCUCAUCCAUUGGAAGCCGGACCUGCCAGAAGUGGAAAAGUUCCAUUACUUAAAAGGAUGCCUUCAAGCGGAACCACAGAGCAUGAUCGAUCUGCUACAGUCCCUUUUGGAAGGAUUUGAGCGAAUUGUUCGAACUCUUGAUCAGGUUGUCCAGCCAGCGGAGUAUAAGGACUUGCUGCUGGUGAAUAUACUCACGUCACGCUUGGAUCCAGUGACACGGAGGGGAUGGGAAGAGUUUUCAUCGUCCAAAGAAACCGAUUCUCUAGAUGAACUGAGAGAGUUUCUCAACCGGCGAGUACACGUUCUGGAGUCAAUGCCAGCCAAAUCGCUGGACACUAGGGGUGUUCAGCAACCACCAGCGAAACAGAAGCCAUUCGUUUCACGAACAAGUUUUACUUCGGCUCAAGCGUCCGGGGGGCGCUGCGUAGCUUGUUCGGGAAAUCAUCCGCUGUUCCAGUGCAAUUCUUUCCAACGGUUAUCAGUCUCAGACAGGGACGGCCUGCUGAGAACUAUCUCCCUCUGCCGAAACUGCUUCAGGCCGGGGCAUUUGGCGCGGGAAUGCCAAUCCAAGUACUUGUGCAGGAACUGCAAGGGUCGUCAUCACAUCUUGGUUUGCUUUAAGCCAGAAAGGGGUGGUGAAGGCAAGGUCACAGCGGUUGCAAAGGGCAACAUUCCAUCUUCCAAAAAGGAAGGGCAAGGGGCUCCAAAUCUAAAUUCGUCUCAAAUGGCUAAUACGGCAGCCACGAAUACAACGGUUUCAAAUGCGGCACACCAAUACUCCUCUCAAGUCUUGCUGGCUACAGCAAUCAUCGUUAUGGUGGAUAACGAUGGUAACCAGCAUCUGGCACGUGCUCUUCUGGAUUCCGGCUUCGAGAGCAACUUUUAA
This is a messenger RNA of Armigeres subalbatus, 1347 nucleotides long. RefSeq lists its product as uncharacterized. The record is from RefSeq and is a predicted model, not a curated record. Gene Ontology annotation, molecular function: nucleic acid binding; zinc ion binding. Bases 1 to 1347 code for a protein of 448 amino acids. The transcript has 2 exons. Lineage: Eukaryota; Metazoa; Arthropoda; Insecta; Diptera; Culicidae.